Funneliformis caledonium is the source of this 576-nucleotide messenger RNA. The record is from the annotation of a GenBank genome assembly. NCBI's taxonomy places the organism in Eukaryota, Fungi, Glomeromycota, Glomeromycetes, Glomerales, Glomeraceae.
AUGUCUAAUACAAACUUGCAGGAUACUUUCGAUAAUAUAAAUAUUUCUGUUGGGUAUGAUGAAGAAUUGGAGAGUAUAGCCUUCGCUGAAAGUCUCACGUCAGAAAGUGUUGUAGAGAGUGUUGGAAGCGAUAAUGAUGCAUUAAAUUAUGAUAUAGAAAUACCCUUUUUUUUUAAUAAUGCUAAUUUUGAAAGAGCAAGAACAUUUAUAGAAAAAGAUGAGAAUAAUGAUAUUUUUUUAUUAAAUGAUAACGAUAAUACUGAUAUCAAUACUGAAGUAGAUAUGGACACAUCGACAUCUUCAAUUUUUGAUUUUGAGCAAUCUACAUCGGGAUCAACUGAUGGAAACGAAUAUUUUAUUAUGGAUCAACAAGAAAAUUUGACUGAUCAUAAACGUCAACGUAGACGUACAACAAAUAAUGAAAAAAUGGUUUUAGAAAACUUACUUAAAUUUGAUUAUUUUCCAGAAGAUAUGGCUAUUGAAGUUUUAAGACAACUUCAAAACUUUAGCAAUGAUUGGGAUAUACAACGUGUUCGAAUAUAUUGGAAUAAUAAUAAACGAAAAAUUUCUAAAUAA